Lathyrus sativus (Indian pea) is the source of this 471-nucleotide messenger RNA. The record is from the annotation of a GenBank genome assembly. Lineage: Eukaryota; Viridiplantae; Streptophyta; Magnoliopsida; Fabales; Fabaceae.
AUGGCGAGACCCUUUGAAACGAUAAAUGACAUCACCGAUUGCAAGGAUUUAUGGAAGCUUGUUGUCAAAAUACAUCACAAAUGGAAGCUUACCACCAUAACAAAUGAGCAUUUUGAGAUGGUUGUUGUUGACAAACAAGGCCAUGGUAUUCAUGUUGUUGUUCUAAAAAUAUUUAGCCAAACAUUUGAUUCGUCUUUAUCUGUCAAUGUGACUUGGACGAUGUUGAACUUCCAAGUACAACCAAAUGAUUUGUUUUUCAAACCCACAUCCCACAAAUAUCUUUUGAAGUUCACUGGUGGGAAAAGAAUUGGAGAUAUUGGUAAAUAUGACAUCCCCGAUAAAGUGAUUAACCUUACCCCAUUUAUGGACAUCAUCUCGGGAAAAUGGCCGAAAAAUCUCCUAAUAGAUGUUAUAGGUGUGGUCGAUGAAAUUGGAUACCCUCAGUCCCAAUUUGGGGGCAAGAAACCUUAA